Molecule: messenger RNA, 1138 nt
Organism: Physella acuta
Lineage: Eukaryota; Metazoa; Mollusca; Gastropoda; Physidae
Product: substance-K receptor-like
Biological process (GO): G protein-coupled receptor signaling pathway
Cellular component (GO): plasma membrane
Molecular function (GO): G protein-coupled receptor activity
Source: RefSeq, a predicted model, not a curated record
AUGGUGACACCGGUAGACGAGUGCUUAAAGGUGGUGAAGAUGCUGGCUACCAUUGUCUUCCUGUUUGGCGUCUGCUGGCUGCCCCUGCACGUGUUUAUUAUCAUAUUCACCUUCAAGAGCGACUUCUUUGGCAAGGCUGGAGAGGAGAUCUACUUCGGCGUCCAUUGGCUGUCCAUGGCAAACAGCUUCGUGAACCCCGUCAUCUACGGCUUCAUGAACGAGAACUUCCGGGCUGACUUGGCUAGCAUGGUCCAGUCCUGCUUCUGCCAUCACUGGGGCCACAAGAGGCUCAAGUACCGGACGGCCGCCAUGAGGUGGCGCCUCGGGGACUGCAACGUCCAUGACGUAUCCAACAUGGCGCCCCACUGCUGCUCCACCAAGUCGCUGACCCGGCACCAGAUGGGCGCCCGGGCAGGCAGACCGGCGCCCAGAAAACACUGGAAGAACGGACACGUCAAGUGCGUGUCGGAGACGGAGGUCUCAGACAUUUGCACCUGUGACCACGUCCUUGACCUAGAUUGUGGUCACGUGGGACAUCACGCCGGAAACGGAAGUAGAACGAUAUUUCUAGGCGGGAAACGACGGAAGUGUGAGGGCGCGCACAAACAGGCGUGUCUAGGGGAGGAAAACGGGUUAUUCAGGGGAGGUCAUCGAAGCGAACUUUCUCGGGUCCGACCCGACAGUGUGUGUGACUCACAAACCGGGGUCUUCUACGACGGGUCGGAUGUUGUUUUGCUGAAGGAGCACCAUAGAAAGGAGCCGGGUUGACGCGCACUGUGUACAACCCUUCUACCAACCACUCAUCAUGUGAACGGUCGCAGGUUCGACAACCUGUGAUUGUCUUCAGCGAGUGAACCUCAGCAAGAAUCGAGUUUGACGCUUCUUCCAGCCCGUUCAUCACACAGGCUGCUAUAGGAAUUCCAGACGAACACGUGACAGACGAUCACGUGACACAUAUCAUUGACGUCACUUCUCCUCGCAUAUCUCUAAACGACCAUCUAUUUCCACCAAACUUCGUCAGAAACGAAAUUAUAAACAAAGCCAAGUUAUUUGCCUUUUGACCAAAGAGAUUAUCACUAAACAGAGAAUCUCACAGUUCAAAUAAAAUUGUACCUAUAGUAUUAAUUAAUAUAAAAAC